Mercurialis annua (annual mercury) is the source of this 3268-nucleotide messenger RNA. RefSeq lists its product as uncharacterized. The record is from RefSeq and is a predicted model, not a curated record. Bases 243 to 3161 code for a protein of 972 amino acids. Lineage: Eukaryota; Viridiplantae; Streptophyta; Magnoliopsida; Malpighiales; Euphorbiaceae. The transcript has 2 exons.
UUCAUCCUAAAUUUCAAAUUUUGAGGUCUGCAGUCUUUUUUUCUUAAACUUGUUGUCAGAAGUAAAUCAUUUUUUUUUCAAUGUCGACCUAUAUCUCUGGUUCAUCCGUUCCAAUUUGAUUAAAUCAACUUUUUUCUCUGUCAAGUUUCAGUGUUGCCCCAAUCAUUCAAGCUACAAAUUCUGAAAUCUUCAUAUUUAGAGCACUCUGCAUUCUUCGUCAAAGCUGCACUUUAUACUUCAAAAUGGUCAUCUUCAAGGAGACUACAUCUUCUACCUCGACAAAUCUUCAUAUCUUGGACAAUGAAGCUUCAAACGUGGAGGAGGGUACUACACUUGCGGUCUACACACCCAUCAUCGGUCGUCAUGCCCCCACUUGGUCUUCUUCAAAUGAUGGUCUUCAUCUUUCUUCUUGGAGUCUAGAGACGGCGCGAGACACUUAUGGUUGCGACAAUGCUAUCAUCAAAUCUUCAAGGGUCACAUUGUUACAAUCUUCUCUUCAUAAGACUUCAUCUUCACAUGACGUGUUACCACUUCUAAGGCAUCGCAUCCAAAAUGGAGAGCUAUCAUGGGGGUCAUCUUCUUCAUUCUUCGUUGGAGCUACUUACACCGAAUGCUAUUGGGAAUGGGCGGAGGAUGUAUUAGCAAGCAACGAGCACAAUUUGACUUCAUCUCAUCUAUAUGCGCCUAUCUUUGCUUCACUCUUCACUUAUGAUUUCAAGGAGAAUGUCAUGCGUGGAUUUUGUGAGCAUUGGGAUUUUUCUACAAACACACUUUGUACUGCUAAAGGAGAAGAAUCUAUCUCUUUGUGGGACUUGAAGAUGCUUGGCGGUCUUUCGAUAGAUGGUUCCUUUUAUGAUGAAGUCAUCCCAUCUGCAAAUGAAUUAAAUGGGAUUGAUCGUGAUGGCAAGCCUUCUCUACCCAUAAGCUGCAAGUUCUUAUUUCUCGCUUUUCAUAAAGGCUGCAAGAAAAUGGGUAACCAUUACGAGAUGACCAUCAGCGAUUGGAUCAAAUGUUGGUUUUGUGGCCCUUCAAGAUAUAGAGAGCCUCCAAAAAGAGAUAACAAGAAGAGGAGUGCAAGACCAAGGGAGACCUAUAAUCCUUCUGGUGUUAUUGACAAAUGCCAACGUCGGGCAAAAGGAUGGUACAAGCCAUUCUCUAAUCUUCACGUCAAGGUUAGUGACCGAGAAGAAGUUUACUUGGCCGCCUUCAUAUCUUGUUGGCUUUGUAAAUUUGUGCUUCCCGGAAGAGACGCGGGUUUAAUUCGCCCAAGCACGUUCAAAGUUGCAAGUAUGAUGGCAACUUCUCGUCGUUUUUGCUUGGCAGUUCCAGUUCUAGCAAGUAUUUAUCAUGGUCUGCGAGGAAUUUCGACUGCAUCUGACUUCAAGACUUGUGCAGUUUCUUUUCCCACUCAUUAUGUUUAUGGAUGGCUUGCUCAUCGAUUUGAGACGCAUUUUACUUCCAAUCGCGAACGAGUUCCCUUGAUGACCUCUUAUGCUGGUGAGAGAAUGGCUCGUACUUUUGAAGAUUCGGCCGCCCUUGCUCUAUUUAGAAAUCCGUCGCAGCUCAUUAUUCCUUCUUUCAAUCCUUCAACAAAAAGAACGACAUUAACUGAUGAUAAAGACUUGUCCCUUGGUUAUUGGGAGUACCUUGCUAGUCUUAGAUCGAGUUAUUUGGUUGCACGCCUUAAUCAUGUCUACAUAUAUGAACCAUACAGUCCUCAUCGAUUCAGCAGACAAUUCGGAUUUUGCCAAGACAUUCCCGGUGAUCUUAAACAACACUUGGAGGGCUUGAAUUUGGAUCAAAUAGUUCGUCUUUGGCAAUCUUGCACUAGAUCUUCGACUCUAGCAAGAAUAAAGCUCCAUAUGGUUCCUGAUGAUGGGAAAACUUUUGUCACCAAAGAUUACUUUGAUUGGUGGUCUAGAAAAUGGCUAAAGACACCAGUAAAAGAAUCAAGGCUAGUCAUCAAAUUGAAAACCAAGAAUGCAGGAGAUAAGAUUUCUGAAGACGCCACCAAUGAAAUUAUUGAUGUUACGUCUACUUGUGCACCGAUAGGAGCAACAAAGAAGCGCACAACACAAGCAAGGGCUUAUGAAGUUUCUUCUGGAAGUCGAGCAGAAAAGAGGACUCCUUCAAAGAAUAAUGAUUCUACUCAUACAUUUGAGGAUGGCAUCAAGGACAUGGAUCAAGACCGUCUGGAUUUCGAAGGAACUGAUCAAGAUGACUCUGACCGGCAUUGGAAUAGGCAAAAGAAGACUAAGUUGUGGAUUCCUGGGGAUCCUAAGGAUUUUGGUAGCAUCCCAAGUGGUUCAUUUCCGCAAUGCGACAAAUUGCUUGAUCUCCAUGAUCUAAACUUUGAAAGCAAUUGUGAAGAAUAUGGAGACAUAGAAGACACAGCACUCAGCUCUGAAUCUUUCAAGUUGGUGGCUAGAGCAUUAGAAGAUGGUCAUCAAACAAACUUCAUACAACCCUCACAUGCGAUUCUAGUUGAUGACACUACUCCUUUAGAGGAGAAUGCUUUGGAACAACAAAAGGAGGUCGCGCCAAAGGAUAAGCGUAACGCUUUUGAGAAGACUCAACUAUGUGGUGCUGACAUGUUUCUUUGCUUUGAACGUCAAGUAGCCACUUUAUCUUGGGAAGCGCUACAAAAGAGACUCAUUACUACGCCUUUAUCAGAGAUUCCUUCAAUGGCCGAAGCUAUAUCUACUUUUCUUGAUAUGAUGAAGAAGUAUGAUAGUCUUGACACAUUGAUUCUAAAAGAACGCCUCAAUAGUCUUCUUCAAAAUAUUAGAGAAGUAAACAAGAAGAAAUCUGAACUUCAUUCUAGCAUGUCAGUGAUUGUUCGAGAUAAAGAACUUGAGAGGCUUCAAGGAAAACUGGAUGCUUUUAUCGAAGUUGAGAAUGAAGCUGCCAAUGAUCGUUCCACUUUGCAAACCAGGAUUGAUGAAGCCAAAGAGGAACUGAAAAAGCUCGAGUCGUCCUUAGAGGUGGUCGAGAAGAAGAUUCAAGAUGAUCAAGAAAAUGCUUCGAAGACCCGUGAUGAGAUUUCCCAUGUUGAGGUUGCUUCAGUUCAUGAUCCAAAUGAUGAAGCUAAGCUACAAGAGCUUGAAAGCUUAUUGGAAGCAAACUUUGAUGAUUUUAACCAUUUUCAAUGGUCACCUUAGAUCUUAUUCUUUUGUUUUUGUCAUUUGAUGCAUUUCCUUUAUUUUGUCUUAUGUUUAUGUAAUAAGACUCCUUUGAUCAUUUAAUAAGACUUAUAUUUCCUUCUUCA